GCACAGCCGGCCCCGCUGUUACUCCGACCGCACUCGAUCUACCCACCACCGUCGGGCCUGAAAGAUAAUCCGGCACGCAGCCCAAUCGCUAGUCGCUGCUCAAUGUCUUUGUGUCCUGCUGUGCAACCAGCCCCGGCCUGUUGACAGCACCCACGGUCGUUCAUCGACCGAAGAAAUAAUAAUAGCUUUGACGCAUCCGCCCGGAUCCCCUCGUCCUUGACCCCGCGCAAUCCAUCAGUGAUUGCCCCGCGUCUCCGCAUCGUUCGUCACCCGCGAUCCAACAAGCACAACACGACACCCGACAUCGCCCACCAUGGCCGAGUUCGUGCGCGCCCAGAUCUUUGGGACCACCUUCGAGAUCACGUCGAGGUAUACCGACCUCCAGCCGGUCGGCAUGGGAGCAUUCGGUCUGGUCUGCUCUGCAAAGGACCAGCUUACCAACCAGAAUGUCGCCGUCAAAAAGAUUAUGAAGCCUUUCAGUACCCCGGUCCUGGCCAAGAGGACGUAUCGCGAGCUUAAGCUGCUCAAGCACCUGAAGCACGAGAACGUCAUCUCGCUCAGCGACAUCUUCAUCUCCCCCCUCGAGGACAUUUACUUUGUCACGGAGCUCCUGGGCACCGACCUGCACAGGCUACUCACUUCGAGGCCUCUGGAGAAGCAGUUCAUUCAAUAUUUCCUCUAUCAGAUUAUGCGCGGUCUGAAAUACGUGCACUCGGCCGGCGUCGUCCACAGGGACCUGAAGCCCAGUAACAUCCUCGUCAACGAGAACUGCGACCUCAAGAUCUGCGAUUUCGGCCUGGCGCGCAUCCAGGACCCCCAGAUGACGGGCUAUGUGUCCACGAGGUACUACCGCGCGCCAGAAAUCAUGCUCACGUGGCAAAAGUACGACGUCGAGGUCGACAUCUGGAGCGCCGGCUGCAUCUUUGCCGAGAUGCUCGAGGGCAAGCCGCUCUUCCCCGGCAAGGACCACGUCAACCAGUUCUCCAUCAUCACCGAGCUCCUCGGCACGCCGCCUGACGAUGUCAUCAACACCAUCGCAAGCGAAAAUACCCUGAGAUUCGUCAAAUCUCUCCCCAGGCGCGAGAGGCAACCUCUCAAGAAUAAAUUCAAGAACGCCGAUCCUCCGGCCAUCGACCUCCUAGAGCGCAUGCUCGUCUUUGACCCCAAGAAGCGGAUAACAGCAGCGGAGGCGCUGGCCCACGAAUACCUGGCUCCGUACCACGACCCCACCGACGAGCCCGUAGCUGAGGAAAAGUUUGAUUGGAGCUUCAACGACGCCGACCUGCCCGUCGACACAUGGAAGAUCAUGAUGUACUCGGAGAUCCUCGACUACCACAACGUUGAGGCCGCCAGCGUCGGCCAAAUGGAGGACCAACAAUACCUCGCACAAUGAAGCAUGUGAAAACUGCCAGAGAUCCGAAACAAAACCGAUAAGAAAAAGGUACAGGGACUAAGGGUUAUCUGGAUCGUGUUUUGUCGGGCGAUGACGGGUGGCUGGCUGGUCAUGACGGCGUUCUGGAAGAAAGGAAAGGAAGAAUUUUUUAUUUUCUCAUCACGUUUUGUGACCGAGACAAAUCAAGAGGAAACAACGCUGGCUGCCUCGAAGUGGUAGCAACUAAUUCAUAUCUGCUGGCCGGCGUCUUUGGCCUAGAUUGGGUGGAAUCUAUUUUUAAUUUCUUGGUCUCGUUUUUCGUCGUCGUCGUCGUCGUUGAAAUCCUUGCGGUGCUGACCCCUAUUUGCCACACGACAUUGGAAGGGAGUUUGUUACAAGAAAGAGUGUUGAGGGGCGAAGGAACCGCGGUUGGAUCGUUGGCGGAGGUUGAAUAUCAGUAUCGGCGUGCAUACCUAUAAACUUUGUUGCUUACACCACCACCACCAUCACCAUAAUAGAUCCUGACCGUAGAGGUCCGCCCGACGUCCUCAAGACCGCGCGGACGCCGAAACGUUAUACAUACACAUGAAUACAUCAGAUCAACAGCAAAGGCUAUGACCCGGAUUAACGUCUGGCUCUUGUUUCUACCAAAGUCUCAAUGACGGCACCGAGUAGCACGCCCACUUCCCGAUUCCCAUACCUGAUCGUUGUUCCUAGAUCACCGUGUGAUGUACGGCCGCGUACUAGCCGGCGGGCAGUAGUUGAGUAGAAAAAGUAAAAGGAUAUUUAUACCC
This is a messenger RNA of Thermothelomyces thermophilus ATCC 42464, 2166 nucleotides long. RefSeq lists its product as uncharacterized. NCBI's taxonomy places the organism in Eukaryota, Fungi, Ascomycota, Sordariomycetes, Sordariales, Chaetomiaceae. Bases 314 to 1393 code for a protein of 359 amino acids. Gene Ontology annotation, biological process: osmosensory signaling pathway; stress-activated MAPK cascade; protein phosphorylation. The transcript is spliced from 9 exons. The record is from RefSeq and is a predicted model, not a curated record. Gene Ontology annotation, cellular component: nucleus; cytoplasm. Gene Ontology annotation, molecular function: ATP binding; MAP kinase activity.